CAUGAGAGUUUACGAACUCUCUCUCUCUUUGACCAUUCAAUUUUCCUCUGUUUCGGAUCACCACACGACCGUUUCCUUCUUCUCUCUUCUUUUCCCAAAAACAACAACACAACCCUUCUCUCUCUCUUUGCGUCUUUUCUUGCUGCAACCAUUUUUCUAUUCCCUCUUCUUUUUCACCUUUUUCGGAUUCUUUCACCCAAGAUAUCCUUUUUCUUUUGUCAUUCUCGUUUUGCGCAAGAUUCUACCAAGUGGGUCGUUUUUGUUUUUGUUUCUUCUUUAACUUUUGUGUCACGUUUCUUCUUUUUUUUUCUUUCUCGUUGAUGGUUUGUUGAUGUCUUUGACCAUUGGAGGAGUGGUUUCGAAUUCUGAAAAAAUGGGUUUUGAUGACAAUGUUAAAAGCAAUGAAGAAGAUACCUCUAAGGUUGAAGAAAGUGGUGAUGAAGAAGGAGGUACUCUUAGCAGAUACAUGAGUGAGAGUUCUGUUGCUGCAACUGAAGAUGAAGAUGAUGAUGAUGAUAGGAAGAUUGAAUUGGGUCCUCAAUGCACCUUAAAGGAACAACUUGAAAAGGAUAAGGAUGAUGAGAGCUUGAGGAGGUGGAAGGAGCAGCUUCUUGGAAGUGUUGACAUCAAUGCUGUUGGAGAAACUCUGGAGCCAGAAGUGAAGAUCCUUAGCCUUGCCAUCAAAGCUGCUGGUAGACCUGAUAUUGUUCUUCCAGUACCAGAAGAUGGAAAUCCAAAGGGUUUAUGGUUUACUUUGAAAGAAGGUAGCCGUUACAGGUUGAUGUUCACUUUCCAAGUCAAUCAUAACAUUGUUUCAGGUCUCAAAUACACCAACACUGUGUGGAAAACUGGUAUCAAAGUUGAUAGCUGUAAAGAAAUGAUUGGAACAUUCAGCCCUCAAACUGAGACUUAUGCUCAUGAGAUGCCUGAAGAGACAACACCAUCUGGAUUAUUUGCUAGAGGGGCAUAUACAGCUAAAAGUAAGUUUGUUGAUGAUGAUAACAAGUGCUACUUGGAGAUCAACUACACUUUUGAUAUCAGAAAGGACUGGCUGUAGGAGGGAGUACUCAGCUGAUGAAUUUGAGUACAUUGAUGUGAUCUAUGUUUAAUCCCUAAUCAUUGUUAUUUGUGCUGAAUUCUCCUUCAGUGUUUACUUGCUUAUUUUUCAUUGUUUAUUGUAUUUAUUUCUAAUCCUGUCCGAGACCAGUAUAAUCUUAACAAUGAUGAGAGGAUUUUGAGUUGAGGGAUAUAUGAAAUUGGUGGUAUUCAUUUCAUAGAUAA
Molecule: messenger RNA, 1281 nt
Organism: Cicer arietinum (chickpea)
Lineage: Eukaryota; Viridiplantae; Streptophyta; Magnoliopsida; Fabales; Fabaceae
Product: rho GDP-dissociation inhibitor 1
Biological process (GO): Rho protein signal transduction
Cellular component (GO): cytosol; membrane; cytoplasm
Molecular function (GO): Rho GDP-dissociation inhibitor activity; protein binding
Source: RefSeq, a predicted model, not a curated record